Messenger RNA from Danio rerio (zebrafish), 5549 nucleotides. The record is from RefSeq and is a predicted model, not a curated record. Lineage: Eukaryota; Metazoa; Chordata; Actinopteri; Cypriniformes; Danionidae.
AGGGCAUGCUUGAUGUCAAUUUGAUGUCGUUUCAACUUCAAGGUUCCCGCUGGAACCAGUUCAUUUUUGUAAAGUGUCCCUUUAACAAACUCGUGUACACGCGUUUAUUUUCUGAAAGACUUUGAAAACCAGUGUCUAUGGACUGAAAGGUACCAAUAACUUCCGUUUCCAGUCGCUGUCUCUGAGUUAAAGCAGAGCGCAGACAAACCAACGACAGUGGAGGAGAAUGAGCCACUGGUUCUCCACGCGUGAUGAGAUGCCCACCCCUGCUUCACAGAAAGCCAACAUGGUCCAUCUGUCACUUCAUACGUACCGUUGUUUGGCUGACAAAGGUGGACUGACUCCAGACCCGCAGAACUAUCAGAAUAACAACUUCGCUGUAUCGAGUCCAUGCUUGUUUUAUUGUGGAAUAUUCAGCUCAUCGUGAAUGAGCGAAGCAUGUGACGGUGUGGGAGCAGUAUGGAGUGCUCGUGGAAGACUCUGCUGCUGCUCGUGUGCACGUCAUUAGGGGUUCAGUACACCGCUAUCCGCUCCCUCCACGACUCCUUCAGCGGCCCCUGCCAAGACUCCACCCACUGCCAAGUACAUCAGGGUAAAGAGCAAAGAUGGAAAUCUCUGUGCGAUGACAGCCGUGUCCUUGCAGAAACUAGUGGUGCUGCAGCUCGGAAGCACAUCCUUCUGUUUGCACAAACCCGCAGUGGCUCCUCAUUUACUGGACAGCUUUUUAAUCAACAUCCAGGCAUAUUUUACCUUUUUGAGCCUCUUUAUCACGUGCAGCAGGCUUUCACCAAUUCUAGUAGCCGCCUGCAAAGGGCUCUGGAUGGUAGAGCUCUUCUGGGAGCCUACCGAGACCUUCUACUCAAUCUCUACAACUGUGAUUUCAGCUUCCUGGAAAGUUACAUUCGUCCCGAACCACAGGAUCACAUGACCGGGGCCUUUUUCCGCCGUAGCUCCAGCCAUGCCCUGUGCAUGACACCUGUCUGCCCGGAGGGUAGUGAGGAGAUUCAAGCAGGCCAGCCAGAUGAAACCUGGUGCCCUAAAAAGUGUCAAGCCUUGAACCUCACCAUAGCCUCUCAAGCUUGUCAAGAUCGAAACCAUGUGGCCAUUAAAACGGUUCGUAUCCCAGAAAUUGGUGACUUACGUACUCUGUCAGAAGACCCACGUUUAGAUUUGCGUAUCAUCCAUUUGGUGAGAGACCCCCGUGCCAUUCUUGCUUCCCGAAUGACUGCUUUUGCCAGCAAAUUCAGGGCUUGGAAGAUCUGGAACGCCACUGGGCGUCAACCACGGUAUGUGGACCUGACACAAAUAACAAGAACCUGCAAAGAUAUCGAGUAUUCUGUGGAAACCGGCCUCCUGAAACCAACAUGGCUGAGAGGGAGGUAUCUAUUGGUGCGAUAUGAAGACCUGGCCUUGAAUCCUGAAGAAAAGGCAAAGGAGAUAUACAGAUUUCUAGGCCUUGACCUACAUCAAAGAGUCCUCAAAUGGAUUGUUGAUAACACCAAUAGCAGUGUCCCAUCUUCUUCAGAGUGGAACUAUAAGUACUCCACCACAAGAGACUCUAAAGCUACAGCACAGAGCUGGAGAGUGCAUCUAAACUUUGACAUUGUUAAGACUGUUCAGUCUCUGUGUAACAGAACUCUUGCCCUACUUGGCUAUAAACUUGUCCAGUCUGUAGAUGAACUGAGGAAUAUAACAAAAAGUCUAAUGGAGACAAGUGUGUAGUGAAGUAACUUUUAAGUGAACCACUAAUUCAGCUGGAAGACACAUUUAUCCAAAGCAACUUACACUGCAUUCAGUGUAAAUGUAUUGGAGGCCAGCUAGUGAGAGCUGUGUGAGUAAACGUUACUCCCCUGAUCUCAAGAGGCACUCCAGUAAAAGAUACUAGAGGGUGUGUCCUUGAGUAUGUAGCAUUGCAUUGGUGCCGUGACCCAGAUAAAAGUGAGGUUUAAGGGACAGGUAAAAUAGAUGUCAGCUAGUGAGAGCUAUGCAAGUAAACCUCACUCCAGAUCAAAUCCUGCUUACAAUGGGUUGAUAAAUAAUUUGGGAGGUGUCAUUGGUGCCGUGACUUGAAUGGAAGUUUAGGUGAUUAUUGUAACAGAGGUCAGCUAAUGUGACAAAGUAAACGUCACAAAUGCAAACUCAGUAAAUGUUAGAGGCAGUGGUCUGAAGCGUACUUUUAUGUCUCCCAUGCUGGAAUGACCCGUUUUAACUCCACACUAAGUGGCUUGUGCAGAACUGGAGGCUUUACAUAUACAUUCAAUUAAGGAGAAGUCUCAACAAAAUAUAUUUGUUACAUGACAUUGUGUUAAUAGCUUUUUAUAUUUUCACUUUGUUUUUAUCACUUGCAAAUCAGUUAUUAAGGCUUUAGAAAAACAAUAUUAUGGAUGCUACUUUGGGGAAUACUUAGAAAAAUAAUAUGGUCAUGAUUAUAAUGCUUGGUUACUUUUGCUUAAAACAGGUAUAUACAAUCCCAAUCCUUUAGAGUUUAACUGCCACUCACUUGGCCGGAUGUUUCUAGUAAGUAUCAAGCCCAGAGUAUACUUUUGUCAUUCUUGUUUCACGACAGUUCACGCACUGUCCUUGAUGACACAAUUGUCAUCACUAGGAAUGUCCUCAGAUGUCCUCAGGUGCAGAAAUGUUGAAAAAUUCUUUGUCAAACCAGCCCAUCUACAUUCUUUAGCAGUUGAAUAUACAUUAAAGCGAUGCUGUGUUUAAUUAGGGUUGGAGCUAAACUCUGACCUUUGGCACGCGAGACGGGACCCUUCAAGAACUGGUUUGCAUACUCAAUCAAAAAAGUCAAAAAAUUUUGAUUUCCAUCAUUCCUCAAAGUAUAUUGGCUUUCACAGAAAAAAUUAAAGUCAUACCCUUUGGAAUGACUUUAGAAAAAACAAAUGAUGAGAGGAAUUCUUUUUUCUUGGGGGGGGGAUUUUCCUUUAAACAUCUUUGCAAUUUGUAAUCAUUUGCAAUUAAACAUUCAUGACCACCAUUUUUAGCCUGUAAAUGUGCAUUGAUGUGACCAAAGACUCACUAGCUACAAAAGCACAGCACGCUUGCCCAUGACAAACACGCCAGAACUGGCCAACUGACCAAAUGAAGAGCAUGUAUUAUCUGGACAAGCACUUAAAUGGCCUUAAGUAUGAAUGUUAAUCAGUGAAUAUGUCCUUACAACAUCAUAACGAAUCAAGCAGACACCUAAAUUGACACUCGCUGCUUUUGAAAAGCCCCCUUUCUUGUUAAAGUCAAGUAUAUAAUGAAAUCAACUCAACACGGAAGUUUGUGUUCAGUUUAAAUCUCUGGCAGACAGCUCAAUGUGCUUCCAUUCACUGAAGUUGUCAAAUUAUUUUUUAAAAGCCCCAGCUUCAGAAAUUAUCUCUCUAUCUGAUGGCAUUUGGGAAUUUGCUAGUCAGAGUUAGUAAUUAAUUCAGUGACUCUUCUGGGAGCCUACCGAGACCUUCUACUUAAUCUCUGCAACUGUGAUUUCAGCUUCCUGGAAAGUUAUAUUCGUCCCGAACCACAGAAUCAAAUGACUGGAUCAUUUCUCCACCAUAGCUUCAGCCAUGCCCUGUGCAGGACACCUGUCUGUCAAUAGGGUAGCGAGAAGAUUCAAGCAGGCCAACUAGAUGAAACCUGGUCCCCCAAAAAGUGCUAAGCCUCAAACCUCACUAUAUCCUCUCAGGCUUGUCAAGAUCAAAACUAUGUGGCCAUUAAAACAGAUCGUAUCCCAGAAAUUGGUAAGUUGCUUACUUUGUGAAAAGACCUACGCUUUAUGACAAGCAUGCCAGAACUGGUCAAUUGGCCAAAUGAAGAGCGUGUAUCAUCUGGACAAGCACUUAAAUAGCCUUAAGUAUGAAUGUUAAUCAGUGAAUAUGUCCUUACAACAUCAUCAAGAAUCAAGCAGACACCUACAUUGAAUGAAAUGACACUCGCUGCUAUUGAAAAGCCUUGUUAAAGUCAAGUCUCUAAUAAAAUCAACUCGGCACGUAAGGUCGUGUUCAGUUUAAAUCUCUGGCAGACAGCUCAAUGUGCUUCCAUUCCACUAAAGUCGUCAAAUUAUUUUUUAGAAGCCCCAACUUUCUUGAACAGAAAUUAUCUCUCUAUCUGAUGGCAUUUGGGAAUUUGCGAGUCAGAUUCAGUGAUUAAUUCAGUGACUUUUCUGGGAACCUACAGAGACCUUGUACUCAAUCUCUGCAACUGUGAUUUUAUCUUCCUGGAAAGUUACAUUCGUCCCGAACCACAGGAUCACAUGACCGGGGCCUUUUUCCUCCAUAGCUUCAGCCAUGCCCUGUGCAUGACAACUGUUUGCUAGAAGGGUAGUGAGGAGAUUCAAGCUGGCCAACCAGAUGAAACCUGGUGCCCCAAAAAGUGCCAAGCCUUGAACCUCACUAUAGCCUCUCAGGUUUGUCAAGAUCGAAACCAUGUGGUCAUUUAAAGAGUUAGUAUCCCUGAAAUUGGUGAUUUGCAUACUUUGUCAGAAGACCCACGCUUCACAACAAAUAUGCCAGAACUGGCCAAUUGGCCAAAUGAAGAGCAUGUAACAUCUGGACAAGCACUUAAAUGGCCUUAAGUAUGAAUGUUAAUCAGUGAAUAUGUAUUUACAACAUCAUAACGAAUCAAGCAGACACUUAAAUUGACUGAAAUGUCACUCGCUGAUAUUGAAAAGCCCCCUUCCUUGUUCUUCUUAAAAGCAAGUCCCUAAUGAAGUCAACUCGGCACAGAAGGUCAUGUUCAGUUUAAAUCUCUGGCAGACAGCUCAAUGUGCUUCCAUCCACUGAAGUUGUCAAAUUAUUUUUUAGAAGCCCCAGCUUCAGAAAUUAUCUCUCUAUCUGAUGACAUUUGGGAAUUUGUGAGUCAGAGACAGUGAUUAAUUCUAAGUGCAGUGUCAACACUGGGGAAAGCACUUUUGAGCUGUGGAGCCACUUUGCUAUUUGUUGAUAACAAAUAUGAAACUAUACAAAUCAAAAUCCUCGUUUAAUUAUUAUGCUAUCUCUUAUUUACAGAGCCCCCUUGAGGUUGAGCCUUUGCCUGCAGCCUAUUUGAUCCCUUGGGUUAGUGUGACUCUGCUAAUUACUGUUUUGGUUCAUAUCAUGGAUUAAAAUUCUAAGUCCAUGAACACAUCAUAUUUCUGAAGCCAGGGAUCAAAUACCUGCUGAUAUUUAAUGAAAAUGACAUUGCAUACAUGUGUUCUUUUGAGAAUAGAAAUAUAAGACUUGAGAAAAUUGUACCAAUGUUUAGCCUUAAAUAUUCUUGAAUUUCAGGAUGUCUUGUGUUGUUGUUGUUGUUGUUGCAGUUGUACUGUUAAUACAUUAAGUAAUUUAUUCAUUAUAUGUGAAUCAUGCCUUUAAACAAACACUUUUACAUAUUCUAAAUAUGCUGUGUAAAUUAACUGUUCCUCAUCUCAGGUAUAUGAUGAUUAAAUGCAAUUGUUCAGCCACACUGCCAAUUUAUAAAUAUGCAGAGAAAAGAGGAAAACUGAAAUAAAUGAUUGCUUCUUACCUUUAUUUUGCUUCACUGGUUCACACUCAUGAGAAUAAAUAAAGGAUUUUCACUGG